CAGAGCAGAGCAACUAUGGAAAUGCUUUGGCGGUGGAAGAUGCCACGGCCGCCGUCCUUCUCCGCAAUUAUCGGCAUUGUCGUCGCCGCGGCCUUAGUGACGGACUUCGCACUUUGUCAGAAUCUAGACGCGGCAAAAGUCGAUAAUCCGGCGGUGCGUGAGCUAGUGAUUCAGGAAGUCAACCGCCGCAUCGCCAAUGUGACCUCCCGGGUUUUCUCUAGUGAGAUGAAUGAGAAAUCAAGUUUCUGCAUUCUAGACAAAGAAAAGGAUUGGGAUAAUGCAUUUAACUUUACCCAGAAUUCGCGGUUCCUGAGAGAUUGUGUUGCCAGAACUAAAGGAGAUGUACAACAAAGGUUAUGUAGUGCAGCAGAAAUAAGAUCCUACGUUAGUAACAUCUUCCUGACUUCAAUGAGUUACCAAAAGCCUAAUAGGAACUGUAAUCUUACUUCUUGGGUACCUGGUUGUGAGCCAGGAUGGGCUUGUAAAACAGGGUCAAAUCAGAAGUCUGACCCCGAAAAUGUGCAAGAUAUACCUACAAGAACCAUUGACUGUCAGCCUUGCUGUGAGGGAUUCUUUUGUCCACAAGGCAUUACAUGUAUGAUACCCUGCCCUUUGGGUUCCUAUUGCCCACGUGCAACACUCAAUAAUGAUACUGGAGUAUGUGAACCAUAUAAUUACCAAUUACCUCACGGGCAUUCAAAUCAUAGUUGUGGUGGGGCAAAUAUCUGGGCAGAUGUUGGUCGAAGCUCGGAGAUAUUCUGUUCAGCAGGAUCCUAUUGUCCAUCAAAUACUGAAAAGAUUCCUUGCAGUAGUGGGAAUUACUGCCCUACAGGUUCAACCGCCGAGAAAGGAUGUGUCAAGUUGACAUCUUGUGAUCCGAACACUUCAAGUCAAAAUAUGCAUGCAUAUGGAGUUAUUCUUAUAGUUGCUUUAUCUACUGCUCUUCUUAUAAUCUACAACUCUUCUGACCACAUCAUUACUGUUCGGGAAAGGAGGCGUGCUAGAUUCAGAGAAUCAGCCGCUAAAAGUGUGAAGGAGAGGGUACAUGCACGUGCAAGGUGGAAGUCUGCAAAGGAGGCUGCUAAAAAACAUGCUAUCGAAUUACGUUCUCAAGUUUCACUAAAACCUUCUCGCAAGAAAGCUAUUACUAUUAGUGACAAUGUCACAGUUUUCAAUGUAGCUAAUAAUGAUCAAGAUGCUGAUAUACACGGAUCUAAUUCUAUAGGAUCUAAAAAAACAGCUUCCUCGUCAACUGAAAUCGAACCCAGUCCACUCAUGAAGAUGAUGAAAGACAUCAGUUGUGAUAAUUCUGAAGUCUUUAAUUCUGAGGUCAAGGAUAAAAAUUUGAAAGCGAAAGUGCCAAAAGGGAAACAAGCUCAAACACAUAGCCAAAUGUUUAAGUAUGCAUAUUCUAAACUUGAGCUUGAGAAAGCUCAGAACCGGCAAAAUAAAAGUCUUACCUUCUCCGGUGUACUUUCCAUGGCAACAAAUAAUGAAAUAAGGAAAAGGCCAACUAUAGAGAUUGCUUUCAGAGAUGUGACUGUUACUCUUAAAGGGAAAAACAAACAUCUUUUGAGAUCUGUCCAUGGGAUAGUCAUGCCUGGGCGUAUUACUGCUGUCAUGGGCCCUUCUGGAGCAGGAAAAACUACUUUUCUUUCAGCUUUGGCUGGAAAAACUGUUGGGUGCACCUUAACUGGUUCAAUACUUAUAAAUGGAAAGACGGAAUCAAUCCACUCAUACAGGAAAAUUAUAGGUUUUGUUCCACAGGAUGAUAUUGUUCAUGGAAAUUUGACAGUCGAGGAGAAUCUUUGGUUCACUGCAAAUUGCAGACUGUCAGCAGAUUUGCCAAAGCCAGAUAAGGUCCUAGUUGUUGAGAGGGUCAUUGACUCCUUGGGGUUACAAGCAGUAAGAAAUUCUUUGGUUGGUACAGUGGAAAAGCGAGGCAUUUCCGGAGGUCAGAGAAAACGAGUAAAUGUUGGGCUAGAGCUGGUAAUUGAACCUUCACUAUUGUUUUUGGAUGAGCCGACUUCUGGGUUAGACAGUGCAUCUUCUCAAUUACUUCUUAGAGCACUCCGCCGUGAAGCUCUUGAAGGGGUAAACAUAUGUAUGGUUGUCCACCAACCAAGCUAUACCUUGUUCAAGAUGUUUGAUGAUUUGAUGCUUCUGGCUAAAGGAGGGCUUACAGUUUACCAUGGCUCAGCUAAGAAGGUAGAAGAGUACUUUGCAGGUCUUGGAAUCAAUGUUCCUGAGCGUGUUAAUCCUCCAGACUACUUCAUUGAUGUUCUGGAGGGUCUGAUUACCCCAAAACCCAGUUCAAAGAUGAGUUAUAAUGAGCUUCCUGUGUCCUGGAUGGUUCAUAAGGGAUAUGCUGUGCCUCCAGAUAUGCAACAGGAUUUGCACAGAGAUGCUAUUUUGCCAACUGGAGUAAAUGUUAAUCAUAAUGAUGGUGGUGUCAAUGCAGAACGUUCUUUUGCUGGGGAGAUAUGGCAAGACAUGAAGUGUAAUAUGCAGAGGCAUCGUGAUGUUUUACAUCACAAUUUCUUUACGUCAAAGGACCUUUCCCAUCGAAGAACUCCAAAUAUUUUCUUGCAGUAUAAAUACUUCAUGGGAAGGGUGGGUAAACAAAGAUUACGGGAAGCGAAAACACAAGCAAUGGAUUAUCUCAUUCUAUUAGUUGCUGGAGCCUGCUUGGGCUCACUGACCAAAGUGAAGGAUGAAACUUUUGGUUUCCCUGGUUAUGCACACACUAUAAUUGCUGUCUCUUUGCUGUGUAAAGUUGCAGCAUUGAGAACAUUUUCAUUAGACAAGUUGCACUACUGGAGAGAAAGUGCUUCUGGCAUGAGCAGUCUUGCUCAUUUUGUAUCCAAAGAUACAAUAGAUCAUUUCAAUACCAUAAUUAAGCCAGCUGUCUAUCUCUCCAUGUUCUACUUCUUUUGCAACCCAAGGUCCACUUUUGCAGAUAAUUACGUCGCCUUACUCUGCCUUGUCUAUUGUGUUACGGGUAUGGGUUAUGCAUUCGCCAUCUUUCUUGAACCGGGUCCUUCCCAGCUGUGUGCUGUGCUUGUUCCUGUGGUAUUCACUCUCGUCGCUACACAAUCUUCGGGUAGCAACCUUUUUAAUGUCAUAGCUGACUUGUGCUAUCCAAAAUGGGCACUACAAGCCUUUGUUAUCGCAAAUGCAGAAAGAUAUUAUGGUGUAUGGCUCAUAACUCGCUGCGGGGCACUCCAGAAAUAUGGAUACAAUAUACACAACUGGGGACUUUGUUUGGCCAUUCUCAUCCUUAUAGGUUUAGUCAGCCGGGUUGUGGCAUUCCUUGGUAUGAAACUUCUUCAAAAGAGGUGAAUGAUUCCAUAUAUCAUUUCCUCGAUGCCAUUUCUUUCUAGUGUAGAAGUGCAAAUGUUAUGCACUCUGAGUACAAUAUUCUUGUGCUGUUGUGCUAUCUUUGUUUGGUACACAAUAUGCCCUUUUACUUGUUGUGUCUAUACGCUCAUAUCCCUUGUGCUGAUCUUAUGUAAA
Molecule: messenger RNA, 3516 nt
Organism: Cuscuta europaea
Lineage: Eukaryota; Viridiplantae; Streptophyta; Magnoliopsida; Solanales; Convolvulaceae
Source: the annotation of a GenBank genome assembly